Clunio marinus is the source of this 5917-nucleotide messenger RNA. NCBI's taxonomy places the organism in Eukaryota, Metazoa, Arthropoda, Insecta, Diptera, Chironomidae. The record is from the annotation of a GenBank genome assembly.
UGUUUAAUAGUUUUUAAAUCUUAUAAGAUUAUACAUAAAGUCAUAAGUGUCAUCGAACAAUUAUAAUUAACUAAAGUGACAUAAGAAAUGGAGAAUCGAGAGAAAAAUUAAAAUAAUUGCAAGAUUUUUAUGGCAAAUGGCGUCGAAUGGUGGCGAUGCAAGUAAGAGGAACAAACCAUCAACAAAUGAAAAUAAUUACAACAACAAGAUUCAGAAAAAUACGAAAACCAGAAAUUCUAAGAGUAAUGCAGCGAUGGAGACAACUAAUGGAACUAUCACAAAAGGAGGAGCUAAUGAAAAGACCAAAAAUGGUCAAAAUCAGGAGAGAAGUCCAGGUUCAUCAUCCUCAUCAGACGAAGAUCGAUGUUGGAAGUUUCGACCACCGCCUCGCGGUUUCACUUCAGAGUCAUAUGUGCUUUGCGAGAGUUUUCUAGAAAGUGGCAUUUGUAAUUUCGGCACAAACUGUGUCGAAGCACACCACGAGGAUGAGUUGAAAGAAUGGAAAGAAAAAUUCGAAAUAAGAAAGAAUAAACUUGAAAGUUCAUCAAAGUUGCAGUAUGGAAAAAGUUACACUGAAGAUCUUCUCGAACGAUUGCAUCAAUCAACAAAUCCUGAAAAGAUUAUGAAAGAGAAGUUAGAUGGAGUGGAAGUGACUUGUUCAAAUGAACUCAACUUAACAGUCAGCUCGAAGACUUGCAAACGUGAAUGGAUUUUUGUAUUGAAAACGACGAAAGUGCUGAAAGCUGUCGCACUACUGCAGGACGAACAUCGUACACAUUUCUCGAUUAAGCAUGUUUAUCCCAUGAUACCGGGAAAGCAAUCAUCAACAAAUCAAUUUGAAGGCAGUAAAGUAGCAUUGACAACUGAUCAAGAAUGGCUCGCCACAACCGAAAUCUGUAAAUCAGCUCAAGACUCUGAAACAUCAUCAGCAGCAGAAAACGAAUCUUUAGUGUCACAUCGAGUGAAAAUUUGCUUCUCAACUGAUAUUUAUGGAACAUUUCGUCAAGCGGUUUGCUUCGACUUCAUUGGACUUGAAGCGAUUUUAGUGAAACAUUUUUGCAUCGAUGUUGUUCCACUUGAAGAGUAUGAUAAGAUUCAAGAGAUUAAGAAUGACAUACUUUCAGUUACACGAACGAGAUGGAAUGCAACAAACUCGGAACUUGUUCCUUAUAAAGCAGCACAGAUUUAUAGCGUUCAUAGUUCAACAGCGGCACAAGAUAAUGAGAAAGAAACUGAAUUAAUGGAGAGAUAUCCAUGUCCACAACAUGAUACAUUCGUUCUCUCACAAAGUACGAUAAGUGGAAAGUUAACUGAUACUAAUUAUCAACAAUGGAUGCACACACUCCUCUACAUUGAAGAAAUGGCUCGUUUUGACCUCAUUGCGAAGUUUAAUUUAACAACAAAUCUUAAGAUAACAAAUAACUUUAUUUUGGCACCAAACGGUAUGGCAACAUCGACAGCAAAAUAUUCACAUUCUGGUGAACUUUUUGGUGUUCUUGAGCUUUCACAAAAUAUAUCGGAAGAGACACCGCCGGGAUAUUUGAUUCUCAACAAUUGUAAUUCACUUUAUUUAUCGAAAAAUUUAUCGAGCCAGAAGAAAUCUGACAGACCUGAAGUAUAUGAAGCGUUGAUUGAGGAUAAAAGUAAGAAUAUCAUUUACUUGAAGCUUUCAGCUGAUACUGUCAAAGCUUUGAGUUUGAAGAACGAGGAUGAAGUGAAAGUCGACAUUCAAUUUCAACCAAGUCGAUUAACGUAUUGCGAGUGGCAUUUGGCUGUUGAUAAAAUCACUGAUUACAAAAUAAUUUUUCCCGAUAUAAACAUUGGACCCGAUAUUCCAUGGAAUCCGAAGCGACAAUGGGAUUCAACACUUGAUCAAAGAUUAAAUUCGAAGCAGCGUGAAGCUGUCGUUACAAUAACAUCACCAAUAAACAUUUCUCUACCGCCAAUACUUUUAAUCGGACCUUUUGGGACGGGAAAAACGUACACAUUGGCACAAAUCAUUAAACAAUUGUUGUUACAAAAGGAAGCUCGCAUUUUGAUUUGUACACAUUCAAAUUCAGCUGCCGAUUUGUAUAUUCGUGAGUAUCUUCAUCCAUGGGUUGAAAGUGGAAUAACUGAAGCAAAGCCACUUCGAAUUUAUUAUCACAAGCGAUGGGUGGCGACAGUGAAUUUAACUGUUCAAAAAUAUUGUUUGAUAGAGCUGAAAGGUAAUACGAGAGUUUUUAAACGACCAACAGUUGAUGACAUUUAUAAACAUAAAAUUGUUGUCGUGACGUUGUCAACGUCAAUGGAAUUGGCUUCACUGAAUCUUAAAAAAGGAUAUUUCACUCACAUUCUUCUCGAUGAAGCAGCGCAAGCAUUGGAAUGUGAAGCGAUUACACCUUUGGCACUUGCCGAUACCAACACGAGAAUUGUCCUUGCUGGUGAUCACAUGCAAAUGUCACCUGAAAUCUUCUCCAACUUUGCACGUGAAAGGAAACUUCACAUCUCAUUACUUGAACGCCUUUACGAAUAUUAUCCCGUGAAUUUCCCUACAAAAAUUUUACUCUGUGAAAAUUAUCGUGCACAUGAAGCAAUCAUUAAAUUUACAUCGGAACUUUUCUACGAUCAAAAGUUGAUUGCAUCAGGAAAACAACCGCGACAUGAGAAAUUCUAUCCAUUGACAUUCUUCACGACACGCGGUGAAGACAUUCAAGAUAAGAAUUCAACAGCUUUUUAUAACAAUGCUGAAGUUUAUGAGAUUGUUGAACGUGUAUGUGAAUUAAAGCGUAAAUGGCCAACAGCAUGGGGAAAGUUUAAUGAUACAUCAAUUGGAAUUAUGACGCCAUAUGCUGAUCAAGUGUUUCGUAUUCGUUCGGAAUUGCGAAAGAAACGAAUGGCUGGAAUUUCAGUUGAGAGAGUUUUGAAUGUUCAAGGAAAGCAAUUUCGCGCUGUUUUCCUUUCAACUGUUAGAACACGAAAGACAUGCUCGAAUAAAACAGAAGACAUCGAUUAUGGCUUUCUAUCGAAUUCAAAACUUCUCAACACGGCUAUUACACGAGCGCAAUCUUUAGUGUCAGUUGUUGGCGAUCCCGUCGCUUUAUGUAGUGUUGGAAGAUGUCGAAAGGUUUGGGAACGUUUCAUUGAUACAUGUCAUCAAAAUAAAAGCUUAUAUGGAAUAACAUGGCAAUCUUUAAAGUCACAACUUGAUGGCGUUGAACUCAGAAAAACUUACGUUUUAAAUCCACUCGCACCUGAAUUCAUCCCACGAUCACUUCAAACUGAAAGUUAUUUACGUGAUCAAAUCAUGAGAAAUAAUCGAAAUUUCAAUCCAAUGAUGAUGCCAGCAGUACAUGGUGGUGGCGUGGGUGCUUCAAUGAUGCAGAAACAACAACAACAGCAACAACAAAAUCAUUCAAUGAACUUUCAUCACAUGUCACAACAGCAGCAGCAACAUUCUUUUCAUCCACACAUCCCGCCCCCGCAACAACCGAAUCAAAUGAUGGGACCUUUUCCACCACCUACUCAAGGCUUUAAUAACAACAAUAAUAACAAUAAUAAUAAUAGCAUUCGACCAUUUGGUAGUCCAUCCUAUCCCCAACAUCCACAACCUCCAAACAAUGUUCAACAACAAUUUCCACCACCUUUCAAUGGAGCACCGCAACCAUUUCCAAACCAACAACAAAUACAAAACUUCAAUCAACCAAAUGUCAAUGCAAUGUCACAUGCACAACCACAUCCACCAAUAAUGCCGAACUUUCAUAUGAAUCAACAUUUGAAUGCGAGUAAUUUGUGGAGUUCGCCGAAUUCUUUGUUUCCAUCUGGAAUGGAUGGUGGUAAGAAUAUUGUGCAAGGUGCUGGUGUUGUUGGUGGCAAUCCAUGGCAAAUGAAGCCGCCAGUAAUGUCGCAACAGCAGCAACAACAAAUACGCUCGUCAGUCAUGCGACAACCACAACAAAAUCAACAACCAAUGUUUACGCCACCCCCACAAUUUCAUCAACAGCCACACAUGAAUUCUUUUCAAAGUCUCCCGAAAUUUCCAACAAAUUCAAUUGGUGAUAUGACGAAUUCGUUUAAUGGAAAUCACAUUGAUAUGUCGUCGCUUGCAAGUCAUGCGGCAUCAAAAUUGACAAUCAAUGAAAUUUUAUCACAACCGGAUAUGUUGGAGAAUAUGAAGAAGAGUGAAAAGGAUGUUCAAUUCUUGCAGAAUGUUCAUUUUCCCGAGAAACAACAAAUGUAUUCGAUGAAUCAUCAAAUGAAUUCACAACAACAGCAAACAAUGAAAUAUCCACAAAUAAACUUUCAUUCGACUAACAGUUCACAUUUACUUCCACCAAAUAUGAGUUUUUAUGAGAUGGCAAAUCAAUCGAAAGACUUUCAGUCACGUUGGUAUAUAAAAAUGAUUGAAUUGUAUGGUUUGGAAGAAGCUGAAAAGUUUACGGAGAUUUUGAGGCAAGUUUCAUUGAUGACUAAUAAUAAUCCAAAGCAUAUUGAUGGAUCGGUUUUCAAUGGAACGAUUGAUAAUCCAAGGAACUUCAAUAUGCAGCGUUUAAUGGACAUUCAACAGCAUCAAAUGAAACAUGAGCCGAAAAUGGAAAACUUAAUGAAAGUUCCAUCAGCGAGUGGCGGUUUCAGCGAUAACUUUGCCAACAAACUCUUUCAAUCGGAUGAACUCGAUGUCAUCUUCAAAAAUUCGGUUCAGAAUCAAAAACUUAUUGAGACAAAUUUGCUCGGUCCAAUCUCGAAUGAAAUUGACUUAAAUCCACCAUCAUCAAAUAUCAACUCCAAUACAACAUUUCCUGAUCGUAAUAUUCUUAAUGGAAUCGAUUUGUUUGCUAAUGUUCAAGAUUUGGAGACAAAUGUUCAAAGUCCACAGCGAUCUGUUCCGCUUUACAUGCGCAAACAGAAUCGUAACAACUUUGAAUAGUUUUUCUUUUAAUUAAUUUUUUUUUAUUUCUAUUUCUUGUUUCGUAAUAAAAGAAAAAAAUGAAAAUCAUUUUGCUAAUCAAAUAUAAAUAUAUUAAUCAUAAAAAGAAACUAAUUAAUUAACUUAGUUUUAAAUAUAGUCAAAGAAAAACUUGAAACAAAAAAAUUGGAAGAUGAAAAUUUUCUGAAGAAAAAAGAAUUAAAAAAAUUAUAAAAAAAUUAGGAAAAAACAAAAACAGAAAAUCAUGAAAAGUAAGGAAAAAUAUUAUCUAACUAAAUAAGAAGUUUUUAAUGGCAAUGUCAGAAGCUUUGAGUAGGAAAUUAAAGGUCUAGGAGAUGUCUUCAUGUGCUGUUUUCAAGAAUACAAAAGGAAUGUUUUCAGUUUUUCAUGAUUCUGACAUUGACCUUCCUUCAUCUUUCUCCCUCUCCCUCUCAAGGAACUUUUAUAAUUUACAUUGUGAUUGUAACAAAUUUUUCACAAUUAAAUAUUUAAGAAGAGUAAGAGAAGAAGUUUUCCUUUAUUUUGUGUUGAAGCAUUUGCUGACAACUUUUGACACACAAAACAAUCUUAAAUAUGUCAUGAGAGAGAAGCUUAAAUAUCUUUACUAAAACUUUUCAUUAUAAAUCUCAAAAAAGCAAAAACAUAAUGAAAAGUUUCUUACAAGCAACUUUUGGUGUUUAACUUCUUCUCGGAUGUGUAACUAAGAAUGCGGAGACGAGCUCAUGUUCACUCCCAAACAAAUAGAAAACGGAUGGGAAGUGCUAAGAGAUCUUGAAUGAGAACAAUUUCUUAUUAAUUAUUUUUUAUAAAUAAACUAUGAUAAGAAAAUGAAAUUAAAUGAUUAAUAAAAAAGAAAAAUAAUAAAAAGCAAAACAAAAAAAAUUAUAUAUUAAUUUGAACAUCAAUGGAAAUGUUUGUGUUUUUAAUUAAUUAUUUAAAGAUUUUGGAAUUGGGAAGGCAAAUCAUAUGAUAGAAGUUUAUUUUGCUUUCCAUUUGAAAAAUGGAUGAUUU